GGCACUAUACAACACAUUACACAACUCCUUUUUUAUUUUUAUUUUUAUUUCUUCUUUUUCGUCUCCUUUUUACUUUUUUCCUUUUUCUUAAAAUGAAGGGAAACUUCGCGACAGUUAUAAAAACAGAAAAUAAACCGACUGUUUCACUCUGAAACAAGCGAAAGUCUUCUUCUGCUUCAAACUUCGAAUUCUCUGCUAAAAAGCAACAGGCAUUUUGCUGCCUUUCGCGGUUAUCUGAUAAACAAGCUGGUUAGUUGAAGCUGAAAAUAAAGUUGCAAAUGGGCUUCUGAGUUGGUGGUUGUAGUCGUGGAGGAUAAUAAUAAGUUUGAAAAAGUUGAUUUGAGAGUUUGGAGGAAUGAUUCUUUCAGCACUUUUAACUUCAGUGGGGAUAAACGUUGCUCUGAGUUUUCUCUUUCUCAUCCUCUACACUAUACUGAGAAACCGGCCAAAUUAUGCUGAACUCUAUGUCCCACGCUUGGUUGCUGAAGGGAAAUUUCACGAGGAUAAUUAUGCAUCCGGUGUGAGAGGGUUCUUAUCUUCUUUCAAAUGGGUGAAAAGAGCAUGGCAGCCUACCGAAGACGAGCUUUUGGAAAACUCUGGAUUGGAUGCUGUGGUAUUCAUGCGCAUUUUCAUCUUUGGGCUAAGAGUAUUUCGAUUUGCAGCGAUUGUCGGCAUAUUUAUUCUUCUCCCAUUCAAUUAUAUGGGGAACCAGCUCAAUAUUGACUUUACCGACUUACCAAGCAAAUCGCUGGAGACCUUCAGCAUUUCAAAUGUUGAUGAUGGUUCAAACAGGUUGUGGAUACACUUCUCUGCUGUUUAUAUUUUCACAGCUGUCGUCUGCUAUCUUCUUUACUCUGAAUAUCACGAUAUUGCAGCACUGAGGCUUUCUUACUUCUACUCUUCAAAACCUCGGCCCAGCCAGUUCACUGUUUUAGUUCGAAGUAUUCCUGUUACUGCUGGGAGGAGCUUCAGUGAGAGUAUUGAGAGCUUUUUCAGUGAAUAUUAUCCUUCCACCUAUCUUUCUCAUUCGGUGAUUCAUCGAACAGGCAAACUGAAAGGGCUAAUUAACAAGGCAGACAAGGCCUAUAAGAAGCUUGUUCAUCUCAAAUCAAAGAAAUCUACUCAACAAAAUUCCAAAAGAGGUUGUUGUUUGGGUAUUUGUGGGAGAAAAGCUGAACGUGUAGACCAGUACGAGAAGAAGCUAGAAGAUAUGGAGGGUAAUAUGAGAACAGAACAAUUAUCUGUUGCUGGAAAGGAAGUUCCAGCUGCAUUUGUAUCUUUCAAGUCUCGUUUUAGCGCUGCAAUAGUUUCACACAUCCAACAAGGGGUUAAACCCACAGAUUGGGUUACCGAACCAGCUCCAGAUCCCCAAGAUGUAUAUUGGCCCUUCUUUUCUGCAUCAUUCAUUACAAGAUGGAUGUGUAACGUUGCUGUUAUCUUUUCAUGUCUUCUUAUAACCAUAAUGUUCCUUGUACCUGUUCUCAUAGCCCAAGGGCUUACUAAUUUGGCUCAGCUGGAGACCUGGCUACCCUUUUUGAGUGGCAUAUUAAGGCUGGAAAUUGUCACCCAAGUAGUUACAGGAUAUCUUCCGAGUCUCAUUCUUGAGAUGUUUCUAUCUUUAGUGCCACCAGUCAUGAUUGUUCUAUCUUCCAUUCAAGGAUACAUUGCCCUUAGUCAGAUUGAGAAAAGUGCAACUAUCAAAAUGUUAUGGUUUACAGUAUGGAAUGUCUUCUUUGCCAACGUGCUAUCUGGAACAGCACUAUACAGGCUUGAUGUCCUUCUUGAGCCUAAAAGAAUUCCUGAACUAUUAGCUGUGGCUGUUCCUGGACAGGCUUCAUUCUUCAUUGCAUAUGUUGUAACAUCCGGAUGGACCAAAACAUUUUAUUCAGAACUUUUCCGGGUGAAGCGCCUGAUGUUGAGUAUUUUGAAAGGAGGUUUGUGCUGUGACUCUGAUGAUGAACUCGAGGUCCCUUCCAAUCCUUAUCACAAAGAAAUUCCCAGGAUUCUCUUUUUCAGCCUUCUUGGUAUAACAUACUUCUUCCUCGCACCCCUCAUCUUGCCAUUUGUAAUGAUUUACUAUGGCCUCGGAUAUAUCAUCUAUCGUAACCAGCUAUUGAACGUUUAUGCACCGAAGUUUGAAACUGGCGGAAAGUUUUGGCCUGUGGUUCACGACGCAACAAUAGUUUUCUUAAUAUUGAUGCAUAUUAUUGCCAUUGGGAUAUUUGGUGUGAAGAAACUUCCUUUAGCUUCAAGCUUAACAGUUCCCCUUCCGAUUCUCACUUUCUUAUUCCAUAGUUAUUGCCGGAGACGAUUCUUACCUAGUUUCAAAGGUUUCCCAGCUGAGUGCAUGAUCAACAAGGAUAGACUUGAUCGCAACGAUCCCACCAUAUCUUCUUUCUAUGAGAAGCUAGCCACUGCCUACGAAGAUCCUGCUAUGGAGCGAGUCAGAUUUUCUGAAGCCAGUGAAAGUAGCACAACUCCUCUUCUGCGCAGUUAUAGAUGAGGUCCAACUCGUGGUUUUUUCUUACCACAAGUUUGAAUUUUUGAGCAUAGUUUCUGUAGAGCAAGUAGAGACUGGGUAUGUAUAUGCUUCUAUUUUCAAAUGGUUUCUCUCCUUACUUUCUGAAAAUACACAUUUGUUUGUCUUGUUACUGUCUCUGUCUCUGGUUUUGAAACAUUAGGAGGUUCACACAACUUAUACUUGGUGUUUACAGCUAUGAAAAUUAUGCUUGAAAUUGUGUGCUUGCAUAGUGGAGUUUGUUAGUAAUUUAUUUGAGUCAAUUAUUAGGGAAAACAAAUUGUUGAUUGUAUAAUGAGGGAAGAAGACUGGUGGGUUUUUGAUGAAACUCCAUGUGGAGCAAUCAGAAUUGAUGGUUGACAUA
Messenger RNA from Salvia miltiorrhiza (redroot sage), 2882 nucleotides. Its product is annotated as CSC1-like protein HYP1. Gene Ontology annotation, molecular function: calcium-activated cation channel activity. The transcript is spliced from 11 exons. The coding region runs from base 356 to 2503 and encodes 715 amino acids. The record is from RefSeq and is a predicted model, not a curated record. NCBI's taxonomy places the organism in Eukaryota, Viridiplantae, Streptophyta, Magnoliopsida, Lamiales, Lamiaceae. Gene Ontology annotation, cellular component: plasma membrane.